AUGCACUCUUACUUGACAACAAUGUUGACGGGCGAUGGGGAAUCGGAUGAUACUAUUUGUGUUAGUGGCGCACAAGCAUCCGCGGUACUGUCUCUCCCGCCAGAAAUAUUAGCAGAAAUAUUCCUGCGGAUGCAGUUCGAACAAAAAACGCCUCUGCUGUUAGGGAAAGUAUGCCUGGACUGGCGCGCGAUCGCGUGGUCUACACCGUCCCUGUGGAGUAACGUGGAUUUUUGCCUCUCAAAAGAGCGACACUCGGUCCGGACUGAAUUGUUAGACGAAUGGCUGCAACGGUCAAAAGCUGUUCCCCUGACCAUUCGUAUCUGGUCAAAGGAGAAGGAGUGCGGUUACUGGCAGUCAACAACGCCGACGGAAAUGUUGAGGAUUCUCGUUUCUCAUUCGUGGCAUUGGGAAAAUGUCGACCUGCAUGCUCCGCGCCUGUGGGAUACGGCUUUGCAGCCUAUCCGGGAUAACCUCCCGAUGUUGGACACUCUGCGCAUAACGCUUCCCACCGUCUCUGCACAUCACCUAUCUUUUGAUAUGUUCGAGAACGCACCAUCUCUUCAUGAAGUCCACACAACCUACGUCUACAUCGCGGAGGUCAGAUUACCAUGGCAUCAGAUAACCAUAUUUAGAGGUGAUCAUCUCUACGUGGACGAAUGCCUUACAGUGCUUUGGCAUUGCCCUCAGUUGAAGAAAUGCUAUUUCUCCCCUAUCAUCAAUGACGACGACCUUGCACGGACGCACCUUUUGCCAGAGGCACUCACCCACAAGUCUUUGGAGCGGCUAGACAUCACAAACACGGAUGCCUCCCUCAUCGAUCCUUUCCUCGAUCUUUGCACCCUUCCCGCUUUACGUCGCCUUCGCAUUGAGUGCAAUAGGCAUAUUGACGAUACUACUGUAUCAAUUACGCCUACCAUACGGCGGUCAGCAUGUAUCUUGGAGAACCUCUCUAUGGAAGAAGCAUUCUUAUCUGAAGAGGAAGCUAUCAGUUGCUUGCAAAGCAUCCCUUCCCUCGUCACACUUGAAAUCAGUAUACAAUCUGCGAAGGGAAUAUCAGUCAAGUUCUUAUCCGCCUUAUCUUCCACAGACAAACCUUUCCUUCCGAAUCUUCGCAUUUUAAGCAUCGAAGGAUAUGUAUUUUUUGAUGUCGAAGAGUUAACCGAAAUGCUGGUAUGCCGUUGGACCUGCCCUGAAAAGCGUUCCUGUCCAGUUUCUCGACUCAAGUCCCUAAGAAUCACCUCGUCGAUCGAUCUCGCAUUCAAUUGUACCAAGGAAAAUCAUAGCAGGUUGCUGGAAAUGGUUCAGGAUGGCUUGGAUCUGUCAAUCAUAUCCGGUUUCGAUGAAGCAGACAUUCUCAAGCAGAUGGAGAUACGAAUUGCGGAAGAAAGCAACAGAAGCUAA
Laccaria bicolor S238N-H82 is the source of this 1401-nucleotide messenger RNA. RefSeq lists its product as uncharacterized. Gene Ontology annotation, molecular function: protein binding. The record is from RefSeq and is a predicted model, not a curated record. The transcript has a single exon. Lineage: Eukaryota; Fungi; Basidiomycota; Agaricomycetes; Agaricales; Hydnangiaceae. Bases 1 to 1401 code for a protein of 466 amino acids.